CUGUUAUCUGUUGGUAGAGUCUAGUGGCUUCACCGCUACCGGAGGAUUGUUGUCAUUUCUCAGUAGCUAGCCUUUAGCGCUAGCUGGACGUUUGAUUUUCUCCUCCAACAUACUUUGAUCCAGCAGGAUGUUAUUAUGGAGUGUGGCCCAGUUCUGCCAGACAGCCUGGUGUUGGAGAUCUUCCUGCGUCUGCCCCAUGAUGCUGUGCUGAGAGCUGGUCUGACCUGCAGACAGUGGCUGGCUGUCUCCAGAGAUGAGUUCCUGUGGAAGGAGCUGUUCUACAGCUACUACCGCAUCCCCCGCUCUGUACCCCGACACCCAGCGGCUGUGUCGUGGUACAGGGAGUUCAAGCGUCUGUUUGACUGUAUCCCUUGUGUGGAGGUUCAGACGCUGAGAGAGCACAGCGACCAAGUCCUCCACUUGGCUUUCUCUCACAGGGGUCACCGGUUCUCCUCCUGCUCCAAAGACUGCACUGUUAAGCUGUGGGACACAGAGCGGCCAGAUGGAAACAUCUCAUUGGUGCACAGCUCCAGCAUGCGGCAGUUCAACUGGGGCUACACCCAGUUCUCCCAGUUCAACGCUGACGACAGCCUGCUGCUCGUCUCUGGUGUUUACCUGGGCCCGCACCACUCCUCUUCUGGGGAAAUUGCAGUCAUCAGCCUGGAAAAUUACACAUUGCUGUCACGGGUGAGGAACAAGCCUUACGAUGUGUUUGGCUGCUGGCUGAAUGAGACCCACCUGAUCUCUGGAAACCUGCACUGGAUAGGCAACAUGACCUCCUGCUCUGUGCUCUGGCUCAAUAAAGCCUUCCAGGACAUCGAAUCAGAGAACGUCAACGUGGUCAAGCGCCUUUUCAAGAUCCAGAACAUCAAUGCCAGCACCAUCCGCACAGUGAUGGUGGCCCACUGCCGUCGCCACGACAACCCAGACUUGGUGCUGGACUAUGAGGCCCAGUCUCAGGCUCAGAGACAGAAAGGGCACCAGCAGCGGCAGCACCAGCCCCUCCUCUUCGACCUGGGAACCUCCGGCAGUGAGGAGGAAGAGGAGGAGGAAGAGGAGGCGUGUCAGAGGGAAGCAAGGUGUCAGGGCCUCUCUGCUCCACACCAUGCCCAGCCCACCAUCUCAACCCUGGAGCAUGUCAUGCAGAGUCGUAAAAAUGUAGGGCCCAUGGAGCUGGAGAUUGAGACACACGUGGCCCAGAUGAUGGGCAGAGCCCACACGAAAGCACCCGACUCCAACCUCAUCGAGCCCUCUGAGCCUGGGGAAGGAGAAGACAAAACAUACUUACUCUUCACCACCGGCAGCCUUACAUACUCCCCUCACCAGAUAGGUAUUAAGCGGAUCAAGCCCGACCAGAUGACGACCUGUGGUCCUGUCCUUGGCGAAGAGCGGAGCUCAGAUGAGUUUUUUGAUUCCCUGGACCACGUCAUUGAUAUCCACGGACACAUUAUUGGUAUGGGCCUUUCUCCAGACCACAGGUACCUUUAUGUGAACAGCCGGGCUUGGCCGGCCGGAUGUGUGAUCUCAGACCCCAUGUCUCCACCUCCCAUCGCCGAGGAGAUAGACCUGCACGUCAUUGACCUUAAGAGCUUGAGGGAGGAGAGAAGGAGCCUGCGCGCUCACAGAGCCUUCACACCUAACGACGAGUGCUUCUUUAUCUUCCUCGACGUCAGCAGAGACUUUGUAGCCAGUGGAGCUGAAGACAAGCACGGCUACAUCUGGGACCGUCACUACAACAUCUGUCUGGCCCGCCUGGCGCACGAUGAUGUGGUGAACUCGGUGGCAUUCAGCCCUGCUGACCAGGAGUUGCUGCUGUCCGCCAGCGAUGACUCCACCAUCAAGGUGUGGCGCUCGCCGCGCAUGGUCCGCCUGGCGCAGGCUCCCGCCCGCCCGCCGAGGCCCCGCAACCUCCUGUCGUCCUGGCUGAGCCGCAACAAGAACUCCACAUCUGCCAGCAGUGUCAAUGGAAAACCAUGAGUCAGGUUGGAAAACACUUAAGAGUGGGAGGGAGCGGGGAGAGGAAAGUUUGAUCUUUUUCCUCUGCGGUGUGAAUAUAUAUACACUCCAUGUAUAUGUACAGUGUGGUUACAGUCAGUGGUUUUGCUUGAGCGCACGCCGUUGUGACCCACAGCAGUGCCCGGCGUCUUCAGCUGACAGGAGACAAAAUGUGAUGUUGACUCAGGGUUAGACACAAGGGAGCGCCGUUGCACCAACAAAAGGACAGACUGCGUUGCUGUUUGCAAUGAAAUGUUAUCACAGAUAGAGAUAGUGUGGAGCUGACACCUUAGACGCACAAGACAGACGUUCACAGACCUGUACCCAAGAGAUGGGUUUCGUCUGUUUUUAUCUGUAAUGUUGCGCCUGAACAGGUUAGACACAGGACUCCUGGACCUGAGGUGUAAAUGCACUGCAGAGAUGGCACCUUAUAAUCGCGGUUGUCCUGUCCUGCUCAUCAGAGGAAAAGUGCUGCACCUGAAAAUGAUUUCAGAAAUCUGUUUUGUCCUUAUUAAUGGAUAUAUCCAACCGAUGUCUUGAGUAUAAACACCCUGUAAACCCAGUUUUCAGAGAAUUAUAAAACCGUUCAAAACCAAAAGGGAAAAAGAUACUGAGCAGCAUUUACUGCAAUCUGCCUUGGUUUUUAAUGACAUCCCAUCCUGUUGUUUUUGUUCCCCAGAAAUGAUCGAUCACUGUUCUUUUAAAUGUAGAAUUACUGAGUAAUUUCAUCUAGAGGAUUUGUUUGAGUAACAGUUAGCGAGAAGCGUGACUGUGUACAAAAAUUGUUGUGUGUGUAGCAAAUUGUUAUUGGGCCUAUAUUAUGUAGAAACGUUUUUAAACACCCCCCUUCAUUAGUAGCACAAACUCACACCCUUUAAUAUUGUCAAAAGACUGAGUCUGACACAUCAGGAUUCAUCAGAAACUGAUGCCUCCUGGACUUCUUUUCAUUACAAGAUGAUGAUUUUCUUUCCUCAUAAUUACAUGUGAUAGGCAAUUUAUUUCAAAGAAUAAUUUUCUCACUUCAUGUCCAAAAUCUCAAUAUAGAGUAUGAAAUACAUGGAUAUACUUGGAGCCCUUCCAAAAAACACUGCAACUACAUACAGGUAUCUUCAUUUUAGUGCAGUGUGAUCCAUUUGGUCCUGUGUUUGACUUCACCUGUUCAAAACUAUAUGUUAAUUUACCACUUAACCACCUCCACCAUCCAGAAUUUGUCCUGAGAUGCAUUAUAUUCUGUCAAAUAGUGUGCACAUUAGAGCAAGUAUUACAUUACUUAUUUAUGUACUUUAUAUCCCUUUCAGAAUACAUACUGGGGUGAUAAUCAUUAUUUUAACAUGGAACAAAUUGAAUUGUUAAAUUCAGAAAUAUUUGUAAAAUAUUGAUGAGAUAUGAAAUAAAUACAUUCAUUAAUUUGGCAGUUUUAUAAAAUUGUAAUUCUGUUAAAAGAACAAGUUGUACAUGAUUGUUUUAGGCACUAUUUGAUGUGAGCAACAAUAAUACAGAAAAAAUAUCAGUGGGUAAAAUUUCAUGGACAUUUGAAGUCACACAAAUGUCACCCAAACAUAGACAUAAUACAUGAGUGUAGUACAGUUUUAAUCUUGACAACCACUGCUGCGAUUGGAUUGUGUUCAACCUGAAAGUCUUGAAAUGUUUGUGUGUACAUGGGUUAUCCCUUGACUUUCCAUCAUACUCGUCAGGUCUUCAGGUCCUUCUACUUUAACCGAUCAAACAUGGCUCUAAGAAAAGCAAAAGAAAAACUAACACAUAACAAGCGAGCCUUGAGACUUUGUUUUUCAGUUGCAGUUUAACCAGCACAAGGGUCAGGUACUUUACCUGGUGCAUAUUUAUGUUUCCAUGGAGAUUCCCUGCUGUAGGAGGUUUUCCUGUAACUGAUUUGAAAGCCCUUUAAAUUCAUUGAAUGUGCACGUCUCAGUGAGUUCAACACUUCAUCAGCUGACUCUUAUCACCAGUUGAACAGUGUUUUCCUUGUUUUGAAAUGUGUGUAAUAAGUCAUGAACUCUCUCCUUGGCUCCCUUUGACAGCACUAAAUGUUACUUUUACUGUAGCCCCAUCGCCAUGUUCACUGCCUACUCCCCUUAAAUAAAAAGCAUGCCCUUUAAGGCCACAAGUCUCAAGAA
Lates calcarifer (barramundi perch) is the source of this 4130-nucleotide messenger RNA. RefSeq names its product F-box and WD repeat domain containing 5 (gene fbxw5). The transcript is spliced from 10 exons. The record is from RefSeq and is a predicted model, not a curated record. NCBI's taxonomy places the organism in Eukaryota, Metazoa, Chordata, Actinopteri, Centropomidae. Gene Ontology annotation, cellular component: SCF ubiquitin ligase complex; Cul4-RING E3 ubiquitin ligase complex. The coding region runs from base 136 to 1977 and encodes 613 amino acids. Gene Ontology annotation, biological process: protein ubiquitination. Gene Ontology annotation, molecular function: protein binding.